UCAGAUUUUGUAAGUCGACGGCGGGGUGAGGGUUUCUGGCCAAAGUUGGGAACGCGGGGGCAGCAGAGAGCUUCCUUCCAGAUUGGGAGGAGGCCGCGUGAGAGGGGUCGUCAUGAAGCCAUCCAGAGCUUGGAUGAGUGGUGUGAGAAGAAGGGCGCAUCUCGCUUGGCUAGGGAGCCAGCAGGGGAGGCUCCACAGGGAGCAGGCUGAUGGCGGUUCCAUCCUCCCAGAGCCCAACCUUACCCAAGGUCCAGCUCGAAACUUGGCUCUUCUUCCAGGUUUAUCUCCAGCGCCAACAAAUGUAGCUAAAUCACCAAGCAGUUUACCGGUGCUGAGAAGUCCAUCCUUGGGCACUACAUUUGUUGCACCAUUCUCGCCUACUGUGGUCGGUAGCAUACCAAGCCGCUGUAAAAGCAGUGUACUCUCUUUGCUGAAGAAUGCUGGUUCCUCUGCUACACUGGGGUCACAGAUGAGACACCGAUUUUGUACCUUGGCUGGAGACCAGUCAGUCACAAAUUCAGGUGACGACGAUGAUAGCAAAUUUCAGCGUGGUGAUGUUCAAGCUUUGCGCAAGAGGAUUGUAGAGGACACCAGUCAUACGACUGCUAAGGUCCUUGAUUUUCAGACUAGGUACAAGAACUAUCUUAGGCCCCAGCUUGUGUCGCCUUGUUUAAUUAGCCCUUGUCCUAUCAAUGAUCGAUGGAUGGUAUUUUUGCAACGUCAGACGUUUGAAAUUUGUGGGCAUAAUCCUAGUUAUCUGAGUUGCUUCGACAUUAUGUGUUACGAGCAUGGCUGCAAAGAUGGCGAAUGGGAGCUGUUUCUGAACCACCUACUUGACAAGAAAGUUUAUGUCAUCGAGGAUUGGGAUUCAUCAUAUGACGCUUCAUUUGAUAGUGUCACUAACACAGCAAGCUUCUCUUACAUAAUCUGGAAAGAUGAUCAAAUUGUUUAUUCAGAGGUUUUCUCGGGCCUUGUGUGCUCUUCACCGGUCGAAGCACCGUGAUUUUUAUCUAACGUUAAGGCGAUGAGAACGCGGUUCAGUUGGUUGAUGGUAACUUGGAAACCGAGAGAAAUGAUGUUUUUUGCGGAUGAUCUUGCAAAUCUUGCUAAGCUCCCUAUCAGUGAUUUACCUUCUGCUGUUAAAGUUGCUCUUCUGAAAUGGGCCAGCCACCUCCGGGUUUACCAGUCUACAGAGUUGAACGGACAAGUAUCACACAAACAGCUGUCAAGAAAUUUAAGAAAGUAAUAUUGGAUGAUGAAACUUAUGGCGUGAAGGGCCCUGACGUCUAUUUUGUUGAAAUCGAAGAGGGCCGUAAGUUGGAAUGCUUGGUUGCGCUUAAACAGGCUCUCAAGCCAAGUCAACUGACAGUGGCCCUUGACAGUUAUGAUGAUAAGUGUGAUUCGUUCAAGGAACAAUUGGGAACUGUCACUCUCAAGAAAUCACGCACAAAUCUUGGUUCAGGGCCAAUGCCUGGUACAUGCAGCAGUUUCACUAGUGAAUCUCUUCCCGCAUUGCCACCGCGUGAUGCGUCCAACACUUCAUCAACCAGCAAAUCUGUGAAUGGGUCUCCCCCCUCUAAAGAUUUGAUGGUGGUGUUGGAUUAUUCAGUUCCUAGGGAUCUUUAUUAUGACGGUGGUGCUUUUCAUGUGGUGCUCGUUACGCCGAGUGAGCGUGAGAGUAUGACUGAGGAGAUCCCAGAGUUGACUGCAUUAGGUUUUGUGUACUUCAAUGAUGUUAGAUUCCCAUUGAAUGAUGUGUAGAAAGAGGAAGCGCAAGAAGGUCAGAAGUAAAAGCAAUGAGGUGCGUAUAUAAUCCACUUGAGUGCAUUAAUGUGUUUGUUAAUGAUGUCCUGUUUAUAACUUGUUAGAGAGGCUAUGGUGGUUAGGAGGUAGUAAUAAUUGGUGCUAGCUCUGUACACUAGUGUAGGACGUUUCAGUUUGAACUGCAAAAACGUCUGAAUUAGUGUACAAACGGAGUAGUUGGUUAGUUCAUAUCUUGUCACGGCUUGUUGUCGUAAAUGGUGGUUAUAGGAGACAGUAAUAAUUGGUAGAGUAGUUGUUGAGUUCAUUUGGAUUUGGUGUUACACUACUUGUUGUCAGUUAACUUGCUGCUGCUGUUACCCUAGCAGCCAGCGGGCUGAUGAAUGUGUGCAGAAAAUACCUGGUGUACAGUGGAAGCUUGGGGCUCUGAAGGGUGAGAAGAUUUUGCAUUGAAGCAGUUUUAUCAGCCAAACGGCGGCUUGUUGUGCCAAGUAGUACUCCCUUCGUUCCUAAAUAUAUGGCGUUUUGGUAGUUCAAUUUGAACUAGCAAAACGUCAUAUAUUUUAGGAACGGAGGGAGGACAUAUUUUGUAGCUGGUCUGAGCACAUGAUGUUGUGCGCCGAUGGUGGUACAUGUGCUGAAAGUAGUGUAGCUGGCACUAGCUUCGAAUCAGCUGUGUAAUGGAGUAUAAAUUUACAUCAAGACAUCCUAAUACUAUGCGAUGUAGUCUAUCUAGCUGGUACAGUAGCUCUGAAUCAGCUCAUGUUAUGCUUCCAUUUCUCUACCUGCAUCACUUGCUAUUGCCAUGUGGUAGAAUUUCCUUUGGUCGGCCCUUGUGUUUGGGAGAAAAAUCCUUGUAGAAAAGGAAUUGCCAUGUGGUGGUAGAAUCUCCCUGUCUUUGAACCCUAUCCCCAGGCUCGGGAUGGCGUUUGCAGAGAAGGAAAGGGGAUUGGUCUGAAGCGAGGCUCUGCUCAAGAGGCUGCUGAAUCAGGCCAUUGGGGAAUCCAUGAGCUCGAAUUCAAUGAGCUCUUAAGUUUGCCUUAAAACA
This is a messenger RNA of Triticum aestivum (bread wheat), 2809 nucleotides long. RefSeq lists its product as uncharacterized. NCBI's taxonomy places the organism in Eukaryota, Viridiplantae, Streptophyta, Magnoliopsida, Poales, Poaceae. The coding region runs from base 113 to 1003 and encodes 296 amino acids. The transcript is spliced from 6 exons. The record is from RefSeq and is a predicted model, not a curated record.